Molecule: messenger RNA, 3002 nt
Organism: Bolinopsis microptera
Lineage: Eukaryota; Metazoa; Ctenophora; Tentaculata; Lobata; Bolinopsidae
Exons: 5
Coding region: 472-1014 (180 amino acids)
Source: RefSeq, a predicted model, not a curated record
AGUUCAAGACAAAUGCUAAACAAGUGAUUAUAUAAGCUCGACAGAUUCAGAUAAUGGUUCAUCAAACAGUGCUAGGUCUAUUCUACUCCUACCUCAUUAUUUCCUGCCUAUCAGACAACCUUGUGUACACAGUAAACGGAUACAGAGACGAACGAGAUAACAUUGUACAGCGGAGACCUACCAUCCGGACGGAGAACGACAACUUCAUAAUCGAGACAGACCGAAACAGAAACAUUACCCUCUCUCCCGGCCCCGGAGGAUACGUCAGAAUCGGCUCCACCAUCAUCGACCCCUAACGUACCAUACCAGAACACUCAGAACAGUAACAAUCAAGCUAACCCCGGACCUCCUGGAAUUCAAGGGCCUCGCGGAUCAACUGGACCCAAGGGUGAACCCGGUAACCCAGGAAGCCCAGACACCGCUCAAGAUUUGCUCGCCAAGUUGGCUGCAGAAGGGCUCGAUCUGAGGAGCAUGCUGCAGGACAUCAAAUCACUCAGAGAUGAGAUUGAAGACCUCAAGAAGUACUCACUGAAGGGAACCUACCCUGCUCUCUUUGAGUUCUACAACAACAAGUACGGAGUGAGGUACAACUCCAGCGUCAAGUUCGGUCAUUCUGGUUUGAUGAUCAUGACGGAGGCGGGCGGAGUGCUCUUCGGUCAGCACAUCAAAGCUAACGACCUGGCUAGCGGCACAACCUACGCCAUCACCUUUUAUCUGAGCUCCCAUUCUGACGAGGAGAGAUCCAUAGACGUACAGAUAGCAGGCAGCGAUCAGACUUCUCUCUACGUGGACGACAGACUGGAGAUAAAGUGCGGCGACGGAGACGCCACCUUCGCUUCGUGCAGACUCAAUAUCCCUGUUGGGGACUUCAAACUGACUCUCGUGUGCUCAGACACUCAAGAUGUUCUCGAGAGCAUCGGCUUCGACGCCAACUGGCUGACCUAUAAUAAUCUCAGUAUCGAUUGGACUACCAUGAAUAGGGUGUGGAGGAAGUCACCCGACUCACAGCGGUAGAGGCGACCGUCCUUCUUUAAAUAAUUCCCCUAAUUUAUUAUUUUUUGUUUAAGUUGAUGGAACAAAAGACUUAUCAGAACGCAUAAGCCCGGCUACCUUUCAUUGGGUAAAUUAGUUGAUGAAUUAAUUAAUUGAAUUGAGUUAAUUAAUUUUAUCAAUUAGUUCAGCUGUGGGCCGUUGAGAAGGUUAUUACAGACUUUGAUGAUACAGAUUAAACUGUUGUUUGCCACCAACUUCAGGCACCUUAGAUACAAGAUAACAUUAUUUCUUAUCAAUCAGUUAUUAACUACGUAGUAAAAUGUGUAUCUUCAAAAUUGACUUAUUUGUUAGAUGAUAGUUUACUCUUAUAGUCGUAAGCUAAUGACAAGGCUUCGUUUCGAGAAGAAUCUGUUCGCUCGCACCAUCUUAAAUCUCGUGUAAACUGUUUAAAGAUAAGGACUUGAUUGAAAACGAAUGGUUUUAACGAGAAAAUGACCGAGUUUUAAGUGAUUCUUCGCGUUAGCUGCUGCUUUCCAUAAAUUGGAUUUUAGGUUAACGUUUUAACCGAGCAAUAUACAUGGAGCCAGAAGAAUAAUUUAUGAUAUUUUCGGUUUUCAAGACGAAUGUGAUUUUAAUUACAAAUUAUUUGAUUUAAGAUAAUUUUCUAUGAAGUUUGUUCGCUCACACACGCUUACUUAUUCGUCCUUUGCUCUAAAAUAGGGAGUAUAUUUGAACUUUAGUCAGCCCGGAUUUGGUUUUGGGAAAUGAUGUGUUUCGUUAACCCGAUAUUUGCAGCCUUUAUUAUGAAAGGCAUCUAUUUGUUGUUUGCUUUGAAAUGUUUGUUUGACAAUGUUUUAAGUUACCCCGGAGAUGAAUGAUAUAUAAUUUAAUCUCAUACGUGAUCGUAUAAUGAUAAUGAUGCUAGGUCCAAGCUUUAUUUAUGAACAGAUAUGAUCCACAGACAAAGAUCGAUAGUCACAUGCUUUUUUCUAAUUUUUUUACACAUAACGUAUAUACGAUUUUUACUUUUUUACACGACACAUGUUCGCAGUUCGUGUGCGCGGUGUCCCAUGUCGUCGCGCAGCACGUGCGUGUCUAUGAUGCCCAAUUACUGCCGGUUGUUUUGAACAGAUAGAUAUAAUAUGUGAGUUUUUAAGAGAAAUGUAAUAUAUUAAGCUUACUCUAAACUAUGUUAAGUUGAAUUAAGUUUCACGAUAAUAUCAAAUGAACGAUAUUCGUAUUGAAGAAGAUGACGUUUCAUCUUGGGAGUUUUCCCUUUCAUUCAUAGUACACUAACCUUAAUCACACUAACACAUUUUGAUACACGUAUGAUAUAAACUGCUGUGAGAUCUUAUUAAUUAUUAUUCUUAUAAGAAAAUUUUAUUCUGUAAAAGUUUUCUAGUCGUACUCCACACGUCCUCAUACAACAUGUUUUGAGUUUGGUUUUGAUUUUAACGAUGCGUUUGUUUCCCACAUGUCACGAAGAAAAUGAAGCGUUAUAAGCUGAUGUGAACGAGUCGCCAUUACGUCUUACUCUUACAAUACUAUUAUUUGGUUGAUAAAUUUCUCCCAGAGCACCUUCUCAGAUUCAUAAUCUUUCCAAGAAAACGGGGGACAGAAACUUCCCCGUGUCACUUGAAUAGAUUCUUGUCCUUGAACAUAAACCUUUUAGCCCAGUCUAGUUGAUUCCUACUACAUUUGAUUUGGGGAAGAGUCCUGAAUCAUUUGGCAGUGGUACUUUGAGCCAAAUACCUCAUUAAAUAACGCUGCAAACCCACUUCCUCUAACAAUUUAUUUUUGGGUCAGGAAGUUGUUACUGACCACUUCCUAAGAUAUAAAAACUAAUUGUGCUCAUGUACUAAUGAAGUAGCGGCGACUCCCUCACAUCUUAACCCUGUAGCUGCUUAAAGUCAAGCCUGGUUCCCUGUAUUACUGUUAUGAAUUUUUGUUGUAUUAUUUAAUCUAUGUACAUAUUUUCCUAUACAUUGAUUGAUUACUUUUCAAAUUCA